UAUAGGUAGGAUGACCAACAGGUUCUGUUGAUGUAUGUAUGACCCAUACUUGAAUGAACUGAGCAUGACGUCUUCGUCUUUCGUCAGUUUGGUGACACAACUUCUCAAGCAUGGGCGCCGAAACGAGCAGUCUGGAGUCCAUACAGGAACUCAGAAAAACUACGUCAUUCGACGAGGAUGAACUGAUCGCGUUCUACAAAGAGUUCAAGGACGAUUACCCAGAGGGCAAGGUCAACAUGGCCGAGUUCAAAACACUCUUCACGAAAUUCUUCCCGCUUGGAGAUGCCGAGAAAUAUUCCGAGCAUGUCUACAGGUCGUUCGACGGGAAUCGGGACGGUGCCAUUGACUUCAAGGAGUUUGUCAUUGGGUUGAGUAUCCUGACCCGCGGUGACCUUGAGAGGAAGAUGAGAUGGGCAUUUGACCUCUAUGACCUUGACGGGAAUGGUUUCAUCUCCAUCACAGAAGCGGAAGAAAUUAUAAAUACUGUUUACAAAAUGAUGAGCUCGAUCGUGAAGAUCCGAAAGUCUUCUACCUGUGUGGCAGUCGAGAUGUUUGAAAAAUACGACACUAACCAGGAUGGUAGACUCUCUUUCGAUGAGUUCGUCCAGGGCAAUAGGAAAGACUCGACAUUCGUUAAGCUGUUACAGUGUGAACCCGGAACAGUAUGAAGAAACACUUCACUAUUGUAUUGAUUUCAUGCGGACUAUAGGGGCGUUUACACGGGACCAAACCAAUCUUAUUCGAUCCGGAUCGGCCCUAGAAUGAAAAAAUGAUUAUUUGCAUAGUAGAACUACCGGACUAUAUAGAUAAAUGGUAACUUCUUAGAUUUCACGCCGAUGUUUACCAAUUCUGCAAUUCUGAAAACCUUAUCAUUUUUUCAGUAUUUUAUUGGACGUUGAGAGUCAGAACAAAUAAUACUUCUGCGGAUAAUAAGAAUACCUUUUGAGACAAGACCACAAUUGAUUUUUUAAGCCUUUUAGCAGUUAAAUUGUCAAUGUUUGACCGCGACGCAUCAAAGAACGCGUCAAGUAGUGAAACUGAAAUUCGGAUAUGAUAUACGGG
Molecule: messenger RNA, 1062 nt
Organism: Lineus longissimus
Lineage: Eukaryota; Metazoa; Nemertea; Pilidiophora; Heteronemertea; Lineidae
Product: neuron-specific calcium-binding protein hippocalcin-like
Exons: 3
Coding region: 111-668 (185 amino acids)
Molecular function (GO): calcium ion binding
Source: RefSeq, a predicted model, not a curated record